AUCACUUCUUUGUCACUGAGCCCGCCUGUCUGUUCACUGAGGAAGACCUUGGUGUGAGGAAGAGGAAGCGCGCGCGGGGUUGGAGCUGCAGCCGCUGAUAAGAGGCAGACCUGCGCCUGUUUACCGCGCGGACACACUUCCUGCACAGCUGCUCCUCCGGACCGGACCUGCUGCUGGUUCUGCUGCUGGUUCUGCUGGACCUCCUGUCACCAUGAAAAUAGCAGCUUUCAACAUGAAGAACCUGGGACAGAAGAAAGUCUCAGACAAGAAGGUCGUCAACCAUCUGAUCAAGAUCAUGUCUCAGUACAGCAUCGUGGUGAUCCUGGAGGUGAUGGAUAAAAGCGGUGAAGCCAUGAAGCUCCUGCUGGAAAAGCUCAACAGCAGCAGCCAGAACAAGGAGAGUCCUUAUGGAAUGAUCUGCAGCAAAUCUCUGGGCAGAGACACCUACAAGGAGAAAUACGUCUGCUUCUACAGAACGAAGGAGGUGGAGCUGAAGGACUCCAAGCAGUACGCCGAUGACCAGCCUGGAGAUGAGGACGCCUUCGCCAGAGAGCCCUUCAUCCUGCGCUUCAGCUGUCCGUCCACUGCUGUGAAGGACCUGGUCCUGAUCCCGGUCCACACCGUCCCGGAGGAUGCAGAGAAGGAGCUGGACGAGCUUUUCGACGUGGUGACUGAGGUCUCACGGGAAUGGGAGACGGAUAACAUCAUGAUUUUGGGGGACUUCAACGCAGACGGACGAUAUCUGUCCAAGAAGGGGAAGAAAAAGAUCCGCAUCCACCAGCCUCCCUUCUAUUGGCUGAUAGAUGAUGAUGUCGACACCACAACCAGGACCUCCAACGACAACACCUACGACAGGAUCGUGGUGCACGGACAGACCCUGCUGGACGCCGUCCUUCCUGGAUCUGCAAAGGCUUUCAACUUCCAGGAAAAGUUCAAACUGACUGAAGAGGAGGCUCUCAGCAUCAGCGACCACUAUCCUGUGGAGGUGGAGCUGCGUCCGUCAUCAAAGAAAAGGCGGGCUCAGACGCCAAAGACAAGAGCUCCAAAGAAGAAAGCUGCAGUGAAAAGGAAGUGUGAAGCAGCGAAGGCGGCAGCGAAGGCGCCAGCGAAGGCGCCAGCGAAGGCGGCAGCGAACAAGAGACGUUAGCCGAAGCUUUUACACCUAAACACCAGCAAACAAAGCCAACAUCCAGACAAAAUCCAAGGCGAGCAUCUUUUUUAGCUCCUGGAAAUCUUCAGCUGAAGAAUGUGUCUAAAAGAAUGACAAAUAUAAAUGUGGUUUUGAGCAUCUGGAUCCAAAACAGAGAGACUACAUUUAUUUAUCAAGAAGAAGAAGAAACAGAGAGAUGGUCUCACGGCUCAGAUUUACUUUAGAACUUUAGCCUCACAUGAAAUGAUGCUCAGAUAUUAAGAGAUAAAAUCAAACAAUUUUCAAUCAGCUGUGAGAUGUGGUUGUGCUGUUUUAUUUUAGUCAUUAUUAUAAAGAAUUCUAACAGAAAUGGCUCUAAUUCAUUUCAAAGACAGAAGGUCCAACAUUUGAUUUGAAGAGGUUUUUGUAAAACAGGAUUUUGUUGAAUUACUGACAAAUAUGGGUGUUUUUUAAUAAAAGCAUUGUCCAUUA
Messenger RNA from Oryzias latipes (Japanese medaka), 1621 nucleotides. Its product is annotated as deoxyribonuclease gamma. Gene Ontology annotation, cellular component: nucleus. Gene Ontology annotation, molecular function: DNA binding; deoxyribonuclease I activity. NCBI's taxonomy places the organism in Eukaryota, Metazoa, Chordata, Actinopteri, Beloniformes, Adrianichthyidae. Gene Ontology annotation, biological process: DNA catabolic process. The record is from RefSeq and is a predicted model, not a curated record.